CUAUGACAACCUGAACAGGGUUGCCGUUUAUUGGUUCAAUUAUGAUCUAGUUAUAUUCCAGCUGAGAGGAUGAACAAGUAUGCCUCCGAGUUGGUAAUGCGCUUGCAUUAUUCUAAUGUGAAGGUUGUCACACGUAGUGUAUGCUGGAAGCCAAUAAGGAUCAGCCACAGAAGUGAUGCAUCUGCGGGAUUAACGAGCCCAUCGGUGAGCAUCAUACGCCAACUGGAGAAUGCUCCGCCUGAGGAUAUAAUAGUGGUUGGCAAUGCAGUUAAUCAAUACUUUUUCCAAUCAAAACUAGCUCAAACAAAUACAGCAGUCAUUUGGUCAUGCUUCGAUGUAGUGGCAAAAGAACUUUGUUGCAUCAAGGCGUACUAUGUCGAAUCCUUUACUAAGGAGCGGGCUAUACGAUGUAAUCGCGGAGAAGUUGAAGUAAUAAGUUUGAUGGACAAGGUUAUUGAUGAAGCGCUUUACCAUGCUUCUGUUACAUUUCACCCAGGCGUAUGCACUCUUCGAGAGAUCGUAGUUGACUUAAAAAAUAGUGUAUUUUAUUUGGUUAUGGACCACUAUCCCGGACAGAUUUUACACUACGAUGAACAAAACAAAGUUUAUACGGGCAUUUCCCCUGGUAAUAUGAUCCGUCCGGAUACUGAUUCCUGCUCUCUGCAGUUAUUCAAUGAGAAUGAUGCAAAGAUCAUCAUUCAGGAUAUAUCUCUAACAUUAAAGUACUUGCAUGCCAAUGGCAUAAUUCAUAAGGACUUAAAACCUGAAAAUAUACUUCUGACAGGAUCGAUUCCAUUAGCACAUGAGGCUGUGAUUAUGCCUUUUAUACAGGAAGUUAAUAUAUCAACGGAUUAUCCCGCUGAUAUUGAGUUAUAUAGCACAUUCUACGGUGAGGAGCUCUUGGAGCACGUAAAAGAAUUUAUUAUGUCGCACAAUUCGGUUUCAUAUGAAGAUGCGCCCGUAUGCGGAGUUGUGCCCAGGCAUUUCCCUUAUAGUCCCGCUCUAGAAAAUGAGAUGGACUUUAAUUUGGCUGAUCAAUGUCCCAUAAUAUGUGACAUAAUAAAGGAUUCUGAUGAUCACAGUACGGUGCGGAUCGGAUCGUCAGCGCUUAACUAUGCAAGACGUUUAAAAGAGGAGAACGAAGCUUCUUCAAUACCGAUUUUGGAUUUCUUCUUAUCGCAGGAUGGGCCCAGUAUACGAUAUCAUAGGCAUGAGGCGAUACAAGAAGCUGCAGCGUCUUUUUACAAGUUAAAAGGGGAGAAACCUGAACUAAGCACAUCCAUGGCUCAUCAUGAAAUGGUCCGCCAACCAUCUGUAGUGUUGACCGACUUCGGUGUUGCCAGUAUCGCAGAAAGUGGAGACGGUAUUGCGGAUCCACUGAUUUUUGAUGGUGAGGGUACCACUUCUUUUACUAGCCCAGAGGCAUUGAAGGAUCUUGAGUGCGGGAUAUCUGGUAGCAAACGUGAUAUUUUUUCAUUAGGUGCGAUCCUUUUCACGAUGAUAUUCGGUAAGCUGCCAUAUGAGGGCAAUUCGGGGAUCGUUCUGCUGGUCAAUAUGCUUCAUAAGCCAUUGCAGUUCCCAAAUUACAGACAAGUGUCAGAUGAGCUGAAGGAGCUCCUACGUGGAAUGCUAAAUACAGAUCCCCGCCAGAGGUUCGACAUUGACCAGGUAGUAUCACAUCCGUGGUUUUCUGUCGUUUGAUUUGUGUGAAAAUCAGGAAAUUGGACAUUUGAAUUCAACACCAAUGCAU
This is a messenger RNA of Babesia bovis T2Bo, 1750 nucleotides long. RefSeq names its product protein kinase domain containing protein. Gene Ontology annotation, biological process: autophagy; peptidyl-serine phosphorylation; autophagosome organization. Gene Ontology annotation, cellular component: cytoplasm; autophagosome. The transcript has a single exon. Bases 70 to 1701 code for a protein of 543 amino acids. NCBI's taxonomy places the organism in Eukaryota, Apicomplexa, Aconoidasida, Piroplasmida, Babesiidae. Gene Ontology annotation, molecular function: ATP binding; protein serine/threonine kinase activity. The record is from RefSeq and is a predicted model, not a curated record.